CAAAAUUUGAACAUAGAUGAAAACUCUGAAAAUAGUUCUGAUGAAAGCUCCUCUGAUAAAAAUAAUGAACAAUCAAUAAUUAAUAAAAUCAAAAAGGACUUACAACAUGAAGUUGAUAAUAAUACUGAAUUUACUUCACUUUUUGAAGGCUACAAGGAUUAUAAAAUCUUCAAAAAUAUUGUCUAUAAAAUUGAACAACUUGGAAAAUGUAAAGGUGUCAACAAGCAAAGGUUGGAAAUAGCCUACUAUAUUGGUGAACUAAGGACCAAAAACCAACUUAAUAAUAA
Scutellospora calospora is the source of this 287-nucleotide messenger RNA. NCBI's taxonomy places the organism in Eukaryota, Fungi, Glomeromycota, Glomeromycetes, Diversisporales, Gigasporaceae. The record is from the annotation of a GenBank genome assembly.